Molecule: messenger RNA, 372 nt
Organism: Poecilia reticulata (guppy)
Lineage: Eukaryota; Metazoa; Chordata; Actinopteri; Cyprinodontiformes; Poeciliidae
Source: RefSeq, a predicted model, not a curated record
AUGAAUUAUUGCUUUGAAAUUGUGACAGAUAAAGUGAUCCUGAUCAAAGAAAAUAAAACCUGGGAGGACGCCUUGUACUACUGCAGAGAUCACCACCAUGACCUGGUCACCAUCACCAACAUGAAUGAUCAGAUAUCAGUCCAGCAGGAAGCCCAGUUUGCAUCGACUGAUUAUGUCUGGAUGGGUCUGCGUUACACCUGCACUCUGGAUUUCUGGUUCUGGGUCAGUGAUGAGGUGGUCAGAUACAAGAACUGGGCCUCAGGUGAACCGAUGGACGACUGUGACAUGUCUGGAGCCAUGGAGACGGGAGGAGAACAUAAGUGGAUGAAGAAAAAGGAUAUUGAGAAGUUUAAUUUCAUGUGUUCUAAGUAG